AUGCGAUACUUCUGGGGAAUGGAGGUGGCGAGAUCAAAAAAUGGAAUCAGCGUUUCACAACGUAAAUAUGUCCUUGAUCUCCUAAUUGAAACCGGCAUGCUAGGUUGCAAGCCAAGUGAUACACUAGUUGAAGCAGGAAAAAGACCUAAUGAUUUGGGAAAUCAAGUGGAUACAGACACAUGCCAGAGACUAGUUGGAAAGUUAAUCUACCUGUCACACACUAGACCCGAUAUUGCAUUCGCAGCGAGUCGUAAGAGUGAAAGGAAAGAUGUUGAAGCUUUCACAGAUGCGGACUGGGCAGGUUCAAUAGAAGAUAGAAGAUCAACCACGGGUUAUUGUACUUAUGUAUGGGGAAAUCUUGUGACUUGGAGGAGUAAGAAACAAAGUGUAGUUGCCAGAAGCAGUGCUGGGGCCAAGUUCAGAGUUGUAGCACAAGUCCAACAUGAUCACACCAAACAUAUAGAACUUGACAGACACUUCAUAACAGAAAAUGUUGAGGAAGGAACUAUUUGCAUGACCUACGUUCCCACACAAGAGCAAGUUGCAGAUAUCUUUACCAAGGGACUACCUUGA
Molecule: messenger RNA, 573 nt
Organism: Olea europaea var. sylvestris
Lineage: Eukaryota; Viridiplantae; Streptophyta; Magnoliopsida; Lamiales; Oleaceae
Exons: 3
Coding region: 1-573 (190 amino acids)
Source: RefSeq, a predicted model, not a curated record